Molecule: messenger RNA, 438 nt
Organism: Rotaria sordida
Lineage: Eukaryota; Metazoa; Rotifera; Eurotatoria; Philodinida; Philodinidae
Source: the annotation of a GenBank genome assembly
AUGGAAUGGUUGGAUAGCAUUAUUGUUAUUGCUUCUUUCAUUGUCGAUCUAGUUAUCAUUUUUCAUCGCAGUAUUUUCGCCGAAAUAUCCUUACUCUUCAUUUCUCUUCGUCUAUGGCGUGUUGUUCGAAUCAUCAAUAGUGUGGCUCAGACCAUUCGAUCUGAGGUCGACAAUAAAAAGAAACAUUUGGCUACUAGUUAUCAUGAGGUGAUCGAAGUACUUUUGGCUGUUUCAGAAAAAAAAACUGCUGUAAUUUCAGAACUUAGUGACAAAAAAAUGUCAAAAAAUUCUGAUAAUACUCUUGAAAAGUUCAAAAGAAUCGAUGAAUCUUAUCGUGCAAUUCUUGAACAUUGUUCACAUCCAUCAUCGCUCGAUGCUGUCAAUGAGAUGACUCAUCAUUUACAAGAUAUCAAAGAAAAACUUCAAUUAGUAUCAUGA